AUGGCUCGCCUUUUCAACAACUUAGGCAAACUAGGCCUUGCACUUGCAGUCACUGGCGGUGUUGUCCAGUCUGCCUUAUACAACGUGGAUGGGGGACAACGAGCAGUCAUUUUUGACAGACUACAAGGAGUGAGAGAGGAAGUGGUUGGAGAAGGCACACACUUCCUCAUUCCAUGGAUUCAAAAGCCCAUCAUAUUUGACAUUCGAUCCAGGCCAAGAAGUGUUCCGACAGUCACCGGCAGCAAAGAUUUACAGAAUGUCAGCAUUACCCUGAGAAUCUUGUUCAGACCUCAAGUCCCUGCUCUCCCCAAGAUCUACACCAACCUGGGCAUUGAUUAUGAUGAAAGAGUCCUACCUUCCAUCACAGCUGAAGUGUUGAAGGCAGUAGUGGCUCAGUUUGAUGCCAGUGACCUCAUCACGCAGAGAGAGCUGGUAUCCACCAGAGUCAGCGAGGAGCUGACAGACAGGGCUCUACAGUUUGGGCUCAUCCUUGAUGACAUUUCCCUGACACAUCUGACAUUUGGCCAAGAGUUUACAGAGGCUGUUGAGGCUAAACAGGUGGCUCAGCAGGAAGCUGAGAGGGCCCGAUAUCUUGUAGAAAAGGCUGAGCAAACUAAGAAAGCAGCCGUCAUUUCAGCCGAGGGAGAGUCCAAGGCCGCAGAACUUCUAGCAUCUGCGUUUGGUAAAGCUGGUGAGGGAUUGGUGGAGCUGAGGAAACUUGAGGCUGCUGAAGACAUCGCCUACCAGCUGUCGCGGUCCAGAAAUAUUGUCUACUUGCCACAAGGCCAACAGACGCUGUUGUCCCUUCCACAGUAA
This is a messenger RNA of Candidula unifasciata, 816 nucleotides long. The record is from the annotation of a GenBank genome assembly. Lineage: Eukaryota; Metazoa; Mollusca; Gastropoda; Stylommatophora; Geomitridae.